Molecule: messenger RNA, 1372 nt
Organism: Cephus cinctus (wheat stem sawfly)
Lineage: Eukaryota; Metazoa; Arthropoda; Insecta; Hymenoptera; Cephidae
Product: ceramide-1-phosphate transfer protein
Exons: 5
Coding region: 249-1049 (266 amino acids)
Biological process (GO): ceramide transport; intermembrane lipid transfer
Cellular component (GO): cytosol; membrane; cytoplasm
Molecular function (GO): ceramide 1-phosphate binding; ceramide 1-phosphate transfer activity
Source: RefSeq, a predicted model, not a curated record
AGAGAGAUUGCGUGAAAACAGGCCAAUGUAAUAUAUUAUUUUUGUCGUAUGCUGUAUAGUCUCAAAAAGUUAAUACUAAGAAAAAGUAUUGCUUAAGCAGAGGAUUAGGGAGCACUGUCUGGACAUUGUUCGUCUGAUAAACUUAUGCACAAAUGAAAUUUUAUUUUAUUCAAAAUGCUACGAUGUGCAAGUGACGUUUACAAACAUUAUGUCGGCGAUGCAAUAUUUUUGCUGAGUCUGUACACCACAUGCGCAAUUCAAUUCGAAAAGGACAACUUACUACAGAGUCGAGUGAGAAUAGUAGUGUGUACAGGGCUACCUGCGAAUACAAUGAAUACGGCGUCGCGUACGCCUUCCAGCCGGUAUACCUACAUAUAUUUCAAUGGGUGAUUACUGACAUGCGCAAUAGUAAUCCUGAAGCACGAGUAAGCAACAGUUUAAUGAUAAGUAGAAUGGUACACGACCAUUUUGAUCGGGCUCUUCUACACGAUGAGGACGUCGAUAUCAAGGCGUACCUGGACGCCUACAACGAGCUGUACAAAUUUUUCCAGCUUAUGGGAAGUGUCUUCAGUUUUGUCUCCUCUGACUUGAAGGAGAAGAUUGAUGUCCUCCACGAGUUGCGAGCCCGGGACGAGGAGAAUUAUGCCACUAUUAAGAAAAUGAUAAAUCAUGAGAAGGAGAACAAGAUUCUUGAAAGACCAAACUCCAUUAAUGGUGCCAGAACACUUCUCAGACUUCACAGAGGACUCGACUUUAUCAGAGAAUUUCUGCGACAACUGUCAAACCUUACGGACAUGGAAAAAACAUCUGCCUGCUGUCAGGAUGCAUAUAACAAGACCCUGGCAAAACAUCAUCCCUGGAUUAUCAAAAAGGCUGCUGUAGUCGCUAUGUACACUAUGCCAACUCGAGAAAUUUUGUUAAAAAAGGUCUGUGGGGAUAAUGUUCAACGCAACGUGGAUGUCAUGCCAAAGAUGUUACAAGUAACUGCUGAUGUCUUUCUCCGUACUGAUAAUCUCUAUGAGACGUAUCAACUUCAUACCUUACCUUAAUAUUGUGUAUUAUACUUAAUUGGACUACAGAUAAUAAUUUCUGGCCACUAGUUUGCUUAUCUUACAUCUUGAAUUGUUCUCCAAACGUAACGAGAUUAAAAUCGUUGUCUAAGACAUUCCAGAUACGUUCGUAAUAUUUUCGUGUCUUUCGUUCGCCAGUAUUGCUUUUUACAAUUUUCGAAAGACGUGGGGAAGAGUUAGAAAAAGAUACGUACUCCAGUAUUAUUCAAUGGUAUCAUGAAAAGUCACUUUCUCUCUGAUCUAUUAUGUUAAUUGCCGUUAUAUGUAAUAUUCUAUAUAAAGACAGAAUUUUAUUACUCAAA